AUGAAGCCCUCCAUUCCCCCGCUACAGAGAUUUGCAACAGCAGUCUCAGGUGCAACCUUGCAAGCAACGACACGCAGAUUGAACGCGAAGUCAAUUUGUUCGCGGUGCUGGAGAAAACAACAAGUUCGCUUUGCCCAUCAGCCUGCUGAUGAUCCCAACUGGAUGUCGGUCGUGGACAAUCCUGCAAAGCUGGUAAGAACAGGGGGGCGGCACGGUCCCGGUUUGAUAAUUCUAGCUAUCAUACCCAUAACCGCAUUCGCACUGGGAACAUGGCAAGUCCAGCGUCUGGACUGGAAAAGCAAACUUAUCGCCAAAUUCGAAGAUCGCCUCGUAAGACCCCCUUUACCGCUUCCUCCCGUUGUCGACCCAGACGUUAUAUCAGAAUUCGACUAUCGCCGUGUAUAUGCCACCGGCCGUCUCAGACAUGACCAAGAAAUGCUCCUCGGACCUCGUAUGUAUGAGGGCAAGGAUGGAUUCCUGGUCAUCACUCCGCUAGAUCGUGGUGAAGCAGGGAGCACGGUGCUUGUGAAUCGGGGCUGGAUUUCGAGGGAUCUUCAGAACAAGAAGGACAGGAAGGCGGGGCUGCCGGAGGGUGAAGUUACUGUGGAGGGAUUACUGCGCGAACCCUGGAAGAAAAAUAUGUUUACGCCGGAUAAUAAGCCUGAAGAAGGGAAGUUUUAUUUCCCAGAUGUAGAGCAGAUGGCAGAGCUCACGGGAAGCCAGCCCAUUUGGAUUGAAGAGACAAUGAAACCUGAGCUCCUGACCAUAUACCACAGGGAAACAAAUGGCAUUCCCAUUGGACGUCCACUUGAGGUAAAUCUGAGGAACAACCACGCACAGUACAUCGCAACAUGGUAG
Messenger RNA from Paracoccidioides brasiliensis Pb18, 858 nucleotides. RefSeq lists its product as uncharacterized. The coding region runs from base 1 to 858 and encodes 285 amino acids. The record is from RefSeq and is a predicted model, not a curated record. Gene Ontology annotation, biological process: mitochondrial respiratory chain complex IV assembly. Gene Ontology annotation, cellular component: membrane; mitochondrion. The transcript has 3 exons.